Messenger RNA from Hippocampus comes (tiger tail seahorse), 2059 nucleotides. RefSeq names its product noelin-3-like. Bases 301 to 1680 code for a protein of 459 amino acids. The transcript is spliced from 6 exons. The record is from RefSeq and is a predicted model, not a curated record. Lineage: Eukaryota; Metazoa; Chordata; Actinopteri; Syngnathiformes; Syngnathidae. Gene Ontology annotation, biological process: signal transduction.
GUGGCGGCGUCAAUACGAGCAGCUGCCUCUCUUGACACGGACCCAGCGAAGUGAACAGAACCAUGUCACGAGUGGGCACCUUUUGAUGACGGCGACUGUUUUUUUUUUUCUCACACACAUUAUUCGUCGUGUUUUUCAAUUAGUGUGAGUGUGUGUUUGUGUGUGUUAGGGUGUUGUUGGACUGACACGCCCCCCCCCCCCCCACCAGGCUGGACGAUUGGACUGGCACGUGUAAACUCUGCUCGUUUCCGUUAUUGUUGUUGCUUGUUUGAAGUUGUCGCGGUUGUAUCUCGCCCCGAGAUGCGGACGCAGUCGCCGUUGGUGGCCGUCGUCGUCGUGCCGCUGCUGUUUGGCUUCUGGCCGUCUGUGCAGACCACGGUGGGGCCGCGGGAGGGCUGGCAAGUGUUCGGCUCUGCCCAGGACGCCGACGGCCGCUGCGUGUGCACGGUGGUGGCACCCGGGCAGAGUCUGUGCUCCCGGGAUGCCAAAGGACGCCAGCUGCGACAACUCCUGGAGAAGGUCCAGAACAUGUCGCAGUCCAUGGAGGUUCUCAACCUGCGUACUCAGAGGGACUUCCAGUACAUCGUGAGGAUGGAGAGCCUCAUUAAAGGUCUGCGCUCCAAAUUCAGACAAAUGGACUCGGACAGGAGGACGCUGGCCAGCAAAAACUUCCAGGAACUGAAAGAGAAGAUGGACUCGCUACAGCCGCUAAUCCCCGUGUUGGAGCAGUACAAGACGGACGCCAGGAUCAUCUCCCAGUUCAAGGAAGAGAUCAGGAACCUGUCGUCCGUCUUGCUGGCCGUGCAGGAACAAAUGGGGACAUUUGACUAUGACGAGCUCAAUCAGAAAGUCCUGAGCUUGGAAAACCGCCUGAGAAGCUGCAUGAGCAAACUUACAUGCGGCAAGCUGUUGAAGAUCAGCGGCCCGCUCACGGUGAAGACCUCCGGGACCAGAUUCGGCGCAUGGAUGACAGACCCGCAAGCUUCUCCUGAAAACAUCAAAGUUUGGUACAUGGACGGCUACACCAAUAACAAGAUCGUCAAGGAGUACCAAUCCAUGGCGGACUUCGUGUCGGGCGUGGAGUCUCGGACAUACAGCUUGCCCUUCAAGUGGGCGGGCACCAACCACGUGGUGUACAACGCUUCGCUGUACUACAACAAGAUGCAGAGCAACAUCAUCGUGCGCUACAGCCUGGAGACGGGCCGCGUGCUGACCCAGCGGGCGCUGGACUCGGCCGGCUUCCACAACGUCUACCCGUACACUUGGGGCGGCUUCUCCGACAUCGACCUGAUGGCCGACGAGCUGGGCCUGUGGGCCGUCUACGCCACCAACCGCAACGCCGGCAACGUGGUCCUGAGCCGCCUGGACCCCGACACUUUACGGCCGCUCGCCACCUGGAACACAGAGUACUCCAAACGCAACGCCGGCGAGGCCUUCAUGAUCUGCGGGACGCUCUACGUCACCAACUCGCACCUGACCGGCGCCAAAGUGUACUACACUUACUCGACCCGGACGUCCACCUACGAGUACAUCGACAUCCCCUUCCACAACCAGUACUUCCACAUGUCCAUGCUGGACUACAACGCACGUGAGCGAGCGCUCUACGGCUGGAACAACGGACACCAGGUGCUCUUCAACGUCACACUCUUCCACAUCAUCCAAAGCGACGACGACGCUUAAACGAGAAUGUUUGUUGCUCAUCCACGGUGAUUUCACCCGAGCUGUCAGUUCAAAUCCUGAACGUGAAACAACGAACUUCAACAACCGUUUCAUCGCUAAUUUAUGCUGUAUUUUCUCCGAAAUAGACUUCAUAGAGGAGGGCCUGAGCAGAGAUUCGAACACUCGACAGCGAGGCAAUCCCGUGAACAACUUUAACAGCAAUUUUCUUUUGAAGGCCAAAUGUUGUUAGCUUUGAAAAUUGUGUGUAAACUUUUGUGGGCUAUGUUUCUAGGAUUGAGUUGCAGUCUUUGUUUUGUACUGUGAUUUUUCUGCAGAAAUAAGGAUUUAACGGUGUAAAUAAGAAGCUUAUCAUAACAAUAAACAUAUUCUUCAUUAUUUA